Molecule: messenger RNA, 5013 nt
Organism: Diprion similis
Lineage: Eukaryota; Metazoa; Arthropoda; Insecta; Hymenoptera; Diprionidae
Exons: 15
Coding region: 77-4882 (1601 amino acids)
Molecular function (GO): UDP-glycosyltransferase activity
Source: RefSeq, a predicted model, not a curated record
GCGUGCAUGACAUCAGAGUUGGAUGUUAGAUGAAAUACAAGUCAGUACAGUGCGUGAUUACGUUUGAGCAAGAAGCAUGUCGCGGUGUGUUAAUAUCGCCGUACUGGCGUUAAUCGUGACUUGGUUGAACUACGGUGAUGGAGCAAGAAUCUUGGGCAUUUUUCCGACCCCCUCAAUAAGUCAUCAAGUCGUAUUCCGGACGCUGACUUUGGAGCUCAAUAAACGAGGUCAUGAACUAGUAAUUGUGACGACAGACCCGGUCAAUGAUAAAAGCAUAAAAAACUACAAAGAAAUUGAUAUCAGUUAUUUAUAUGAGCAUAUGAGAGCUGACGUUGGAAACAUUAUAAGCCAUCGCGGUCACAUGAAUUGGUACAUGCAGCUGAGAUUUUAUGAGCCAAUGAUGUGGACACAAAUGGUUCGGGUAUUCAAUCAUCCGGAGUUUAAGGACGUGUACGAACCCAACAGUGGGGAAAAGUUCGAUCUCAUACUGAUGGAAAUUUUCUUCACACCUGGCUUCAUGGCUCUGGCUGAACGAUUUGACGCUCCGAUAAUUGGUAUUGCAAGUGCGAGUCUGCAGCUGAAUGUGCAAUACGGGAUCGGCAAUCCUAUUCUACCUUCUCAUCCAUCGAUUUGGGAAAUGGAGAUCAAAUCACGGGAUUCAUGGAUACCGUGGGAACGGUUGGAAAACUUCUACCAGAGUUGGAGACUUAUUUAUCAUUAUAGGACUGUCUCUCUACCGAAACAAAAAGAGAUCGCGGAAAAAUAUCUUGGAAUCAAAGUUUCGGAUCUUCACGAUUUAGAGAAAAACAUCAGUUUGAUAUUCGUCAAUCAGCAAGGGCCGAUUUCUUUCGUCAGACCAAAUGUUCCGAACGUUAUUGAAAUCGGUGGAUUUCAUGUGUCUGAUAAAAUCAAGCCUCUGCCCAAGAAUCUUCAGAAGACUCUGGACGAAGCUACCCAGGGUUUCAUUUACAUGAGUCUCGGAUCAAACGUCAAGAGCAACAUGUUGUCGGAGAAAGCACGAAACGCUUUUAUAACCGCGUUUUCGAAGCUUCCUCACAAGGUGAUAUGGAAGUUUGAGGACGACCAGCUCGAAGGCAAACCGGACAACGUGAUUAUCCUCAAGUGGGCGCCACAACAGGCAAUUCUGGCUCAUCCCAACAUCAAGCUCUUCAUCUACCAAGGCGGACUCCAGAGUACGGAAGAAGCCGUAUCGCACGGCGUGCCUCUGAUUGGAAUACCCGUGAUGGGUGACCAAGAUACGAACGUCAAUAAAAUGGUGUCUCUGGGUGUCGCCCAGAAACUGGACAUCUUCGAUAUAAAUGUGGAUAACCUACUCGAAGCAAUACGCACCGUCACACUUGACAAUAAUUACAAACAGAGGAUGCUAAAUUUGGGUUCACUGCUGAAAGAUAAGCCGCAAAAUUCACUUCAGAACGCGAUUUGGUGGACGGAGCACGUGAUACGUCACAGGGGAGCUCUGCACCUGCAUUCGGCAACCGCUGAGGAGCCGUGGUACCAACGUCAGGAUAUGGACAUAAUCGCGUUUCUCUCCGCUGCGUUCGUUUUCACUUUGUUACUGACUAAUCUCAUCUUUUACAAGUGUGCAAUUUACAGUAUUAGAGCGUUCGGUUUUCGCUCGGUUGAUAAAAAGAAGAAACGAACAAGAGGCAUGUCGCGGUGUGUUAAUAUCGCCGUACUGGCGUUAAUCGUGACUUGGUUGAACUACGGUGAUGGAGCAAGAAUCUUGGGCAUUUUUCCGACCCCCUCAAUAAGUCAUCAAGUCGUAUUCCGGACGCUGUGUUUAGAGCUCAAUAAACGAGGUCAUGAACUAGUAAUUGUGACGACAGACCCGGUCAAUGAUAAAAGCAUAAAAAACUACAAAGAAAUUGAUAUCAGUUAUUUAUAUGAGCAAAUGAGAGCUGACGUUGGAAACAUUAUAAGCCAUCGCGGUCACAUGAAUUGGUACAUGCAGCUGAGAUUUUAUGAGCCAAUGAUGUGGACACAAAUGGUUCGGGUAUUCAAUCAUCCGGAGUUUAAGGACGUGUACGAACCCAACAGUGGGGAAAAGUUCGAUCUCAUACUGAUGGAAAUUUUCUUCACACCUGGCUUCAUGGCUCUGGCUGAACGAUUUGACGCUCCGAUAAUUGGUAUUGCAAGUGCGAGUCUGCAGCUGACAGUGCAAUACGGAAUAGGUAAUCCUAUUCUACCUUCUCAUCCAUCGACAUGGGAAAUGGAUGUCAAAUUGCGAGAUUCAUGGAUACCGUGGCAACGGUUGGAAAACUUUUACCAGACCUGGAAAAACAUUUACCAUUAUAGGACUGUCUCUCUACCGAAACAAAAAGAGAUCGUGGAAGAAUAUCUUGGAAUCGAGGUUUCGGAUCUUCACGAUUUAGAGAAAAAUAUCAGUUUGAUAUUCGUCAAUCAGCAAGGGCCGAUUUCUUUCGUCAGACCAAAUGUUCCGAACGUUAUUGAAAUCGGUGGAUUUCAUGUGUCUGAUAAAAUCAAGCCUCUGCCCAAGGAUCUUCAGAAGACUCUGGACGAAGCUACUCAGGGUUUCAUUUACAUGAGUCUCGGAUCAAACGUCAAGAGCAGAAUGCUAUCGGAAAAAGAACGAAACGCUUUUAUAACCGCGUUUUCGAAGCUUCCUCACAAGGUGAUAUGGAAGUUUGAGGACGACCAACUCGAAGGCAAACCGGACAACGUGAUUAUCCUCAAGUGGGCGCCACAACAGGCAAUUCUGGCUCAUCCCAACAUCAAGCUCUUCAUCUACCAAGGCGGACUCCAGAGUACGGAAGAAGCCGUAUCGCACGGCGUGCCUCUGAUUGGAAUACCCGUGAUGGGUGACCAAGACAUGAACGUUAAUAAAAUGGUGUCUUUGGGUGUUGCCCAGAAACUGGACAUCUUCGAUAUAAAUGUGGAUGACCUACUCGAAGCAAUACGCACCGUCACACUUGACAAUAAUUACAAACAGAGGAUGCUAAAUUUGGGUUCACUGCUGAAAGAUAAGCCGCAAGAUUCACUUCAGAACGCGAUUUGGUGGACGGAGCACGUGAUACGUCACAGGGGAGCUCUGCACCUGCAUUCGGUAACCGCUGAGGAGCCGUGGUACCAACGUCAGGAUAUGGACAUAAUCGCGUUUCUCUCCGCCACGUUUGUUUGCACUUUGUUGCUGACCAAUCUCAUGGUUUACAAGUGUGCAAUUUACAGUAUUAGAACGUUCGGUUUUCUUUCGGUUGAUAAAAAGAAGAAACGAAUCAGUAGAGUGCGUGACUCCAUCUGCACAAGGACCAUGUCACGGUGGCUUACUAUCGUCGUAUUGGCGUUAAUUGGGGGUUGGUUAAACUGCGGUGAUGGAGCAAGAAUCUUGGGCAUUUUUCCUGCCCCUUCAAUAAGUCAUCAAGUUGUAUUCCGGACGCUGUGUUUAGAGCUGAAUAAACGAGGUCAUGAACUAGUAAUCGUGACGACAGACCCGGUCAAUGAUAAAAGCAUAAAAAACUACAAAGAAAUUGAUAUCAGUUUUUUAUAUGAGGAUAAAACAAACGACUUUGUAAAUAUCAUUAAUUUUCGCGGUCAUAUCAAUUGGAAUAUGCAGUUGAAAAUCUAUGAACCAUUUGUAUGGGCAGAAAUGGUUCGGAUAUUUAAUCAUCCGGAGUUUAAGAAAGUGUACGAACCCAACAGUGGAGAAAAGUUUGACCUCAUACUGAUGGAAAUUUUCUUUACACCUGGCUUCAUGGCUCUGGCUGAACGAUUUGACGCUCCGAUAAUUGGUAUUGCAAGUGCGAGUCUGCAGCUGACAGUGCAAUACGGAAUAGGUAAUCCUAUUCUACCUUCUCAUCCAUCGACAUGGGAAAUGGAUGUCAAAUUGCGAGAUUCAUGGAUACCGUGGCAACGGUUGGAAAACUUUUACCAGACCUGGAGAAACAUUUACCAUUAUAGGACUGUCUCUCUACCGAAACAAAAAGAGAUCGCGGAAGAAUAUCUUGGAAUCGAGGUUUCGGAUCUUCACGAUUUAGAGAAAAAUAUCAGUUUGAUAUUCGUCAAUCAGCAAGGGCCGAUUUCUUUCGUCAGACCAAAUGUUCCGAACGUUAUUGAAAUCGGUGGAUUUCAUGUGUCUGAUAAAAUCAAGCCUCUGCCCAAGGAUCUUCAGAAGACUCUGGACGAAGCUACUCAGGGUUUCAUUUACAUGAGUCUCGGAUCAAACGUCAAGAGCAGAAUGCUGUCGGAGAAAGAACGAAACGCUUUUAUAACCGCGUUUUCGAAGCUUCCUUACAAGGUGAUAUGGAAGUUUGAGGACGACCAGCUCGAAGGCAAACCGGACAACGUGAUCAUCCUCAAGUGGGCGCCACAACAGUCAAUUCUGGCUCAUCCCAACAUCAAGCUCUUCAUCUACCAAGGCGGACUCCAGAGUACGGAAGAAGCCGUAUCGCACGGCGUGCCUCUGAUUGGAAUACCCGUGAUGGGUGACCAAGACAUGAACGUUAAUAAAAUGGUGUCUCUGGGUGUUGCCCAGAAACUGGACAUCUUUGAUAUAAAUGUGGAUAACCUACUCGAAGCAAUACGCACCGUCACACUUGACAAUAAUUACAAACAGAGGAUGCUGAAUUUGGGUUCACUGCUGAAAGAUAAGCCGCAAAAUUCACUUCAGAACGCGAUUUGGUGGACAGAGCACGUGAUACGUCACAAAGGUGUUCCGCACCUACAUUCGGCAACUGCUGACAACCCGUGGUACCAACGUCAGGACAUGGACAUAAUCGCGUUUCUCACCGUAGUAUUUGUCUGUAUUUCGAUGUUGGCAAUCUUGAUUUUAUACAUGUGCGCGAUUCGUGUUAUCAGAACCGUGUUCAGUAAUAGCCCAAUUGAUAAGAAGAAAAAAAGAAGUUAACAUUUUCACGCACUAAACAAUCAAAUUAGACCAAAGUGUAAUCGUGCCGAUUGUUAUCAGACUUAAAUCAAUCUACUGAUAACCCACUAGUGUCACUUCUUCAAAAAUAAUCACCAAGUGUAUCUCAGCAC